Ascoidea rubescens DSM 1968 is the source of this 1103-nucleotide messenger RNA. RefSeq lists its product as uncharacterized. Gene Ontology annotation, cellular component: membrane. NCBI's taxonomy places the organism in Eukaryota, Fungi, Ascomycota, Saccharomycetes, Ascoideales, Ascoideaceae. Gene Ontology annotation, biological process: endocytosis. The record is from RefSeq and is a predicted model, not a curated record. The transcript has a single exon. Bases 237 to 1103 code for a protein of 288 amino acids.
GUUGUGUUGAAUCGCAGCUAAAGAAGGAGAAGAAGAAGCAGAAGAAGAAGCAGAAGCAGAAGCAGAAGAGGCAAAAUAUUGAUUACAUAACCCAAAACCACUGCUUUGGUUCGACUUUUUUCUUCUCCUUCUUCUGCUUCUUCUUCUGCUUCUUCUCUGUGUUGUAUUCUCUUUGCUGUGUUCUUUUUGCCUGUGCUAUAUUGUGUUAUAUCCCUCUGCUGUCUCAUAUCUUCAACAUGUCCAAGUUCUUCUCCAUCGACGAGCUCAUUGCCUCAGACCAGUCUCUUUCCAGUGACGACUUCUACUCCUCCAGCACCUGUCUCUACAAGUCUAUAUCGAUGGUGAAGCUCUUUCCUAUCCCUCCUCCUGAGAACAAUGAGUACAAGAUUGCUCUGUGGAGCUUGGGGAACCCUCUAUGGCAGGGCUUUGUCACCAUCAACGAGGUGGAGGUCAUGAUCAACCCCAACAAGUACGAUCAAUGCCAACCAUUGUUGAGUCCCAACCAGCUCUACAAGAUGAUGUUCAAAUUCGAGAAAAAUGGCUUUGUUUUCACUGAGUGCAGUUACAUUUCUCAAUUGGAUUUCACAUCAGUCAAUCUCAUAAACACAAGAUUCAACAGGUUCUACGUGAUAGUGUCCGAAGUAAAGAAGAAAAGAGUUGCUUUGGGUUUGAAAUUUGACAAUAGAGACGAUCUCAAUGAGUUCAAUUCUGUGGUGUUGCAGUUCAAGAGAAGAUUAAAGGCCUUUUCGGAUGAUUUAACUAUAGAUCCUAUAAUAGUAGAGCCUGAUAGCAAAAAAGCAGAAAAUGAGAAUCCAGCCUCAGAUCAAGAUUCUUCUCCUGUUUCUUCUCCAAAAACUGAUACAGAUAUGGAUAUGGAAUAUGAUCAAAAUAAUCAAAAUGCAGACCAAAAUAAAGAUAACAGUUAUCUGCGUGGUUAUGAUCCGAUAAAUACUGAUAAAACCAAGACCAAUACUACAAAUCACAACGAUGACGACGAUGACGACGACGACGACGACGAUGAUGAUGAUGAUGAUGAUGAUUUUGGUGAUUUUGUGUCUGGUUUUGAUAAAAUCAAAAUAUCUUCCCAACAUUUCCUUAAAUAG